UUUUAUCGACCCAUACAGAACAAAAGGAAAAAAAAAGAAGUGAGCAAUCUCAGGGUCGUCGUCCUCCCUCUUCGGCUGGGUGUCUGUGGUACCAAUAACAAAGGAGGCAGAGAAUCGGCAAAGCAAAGGCAUCAAUGCCAGCCCAGAAGCGGUCAUUGCCGGAGAAUCUCGACGAUGAAGAGUCCAGCCUUCAUCACCAAAGCCACACCAAGCAAUCUCGAAACGAAGAUGGCCAACACAAACCUGAAGACGAAACAACCCAACUGGAACAAGAACAGCCCGAGCCGGACCAAGACCAACAACACCUGAAACAAGACCCCGAUGACCAAAACCACCAAGCUCAACUCCAAGGCGACGACGAAGAUGAAGAUGACGAUGAAGAUGGAGAUGAUGAAGAUGAUUCUGAUGGAAGCCAAUCUUCUACUUCUCAAGAGAAACCCGAAUUUGUCUUAGUAGAGCUUCCGGAAAUUCGUAAAGAUGUUCAAUGUCCAAUUUGUUUAGGAAUCAUAAAGAAAACAAGAACUGUAAUGGAAUGCCUACACCGUUUCUGCAGAGAAUGCAUUGACAAAUCAAUGCGACUGGGGAACAAUGAGUGUCCUGCUUGCCGUACGCAUUGUGCUAGUCGACGUUCUCUAAGAGACGACCCAAACUAUGAUGCCUUAAUUGCAGCUUUAUAUCCAGAUAUCGACAAGUAUGAAGAGGAGGAAUUGGCGUUCCAUGAAGAGGAAAGGACUCGCAAUAAGCAGAUUCAAGCAUCGAUUGCCCAAAUUUUUCAGAGACAAUCAGAAGCACUAGUUAAACGACGUAGUCUUGGCAAAGAGAGCAGCACCUUUAGCGCUAGAUCACAGCGGCAUCAUCGUAGUGCUCAUCCUCGUAGGCGACGGAACUCUCGAGGAGUUGAGCAUCAAGGAUCUGAAGACAAUGAGGAUGAAAACGAUGAUAAUGGAGGCAAAGAUUCUUCUUCCACAGAUGAGCGCUGUACAGAAGUGAGGCAGAGAAGGCGCAAAAGACGGCCUGGAAUUCGGUUGUCCCUGCCUUCUUCAUCAGUGGUAAACUCAGAUGGUGGAUAUGUUGAAAAUGAUACUGAAGUGUCUAGAGACAGCAGAGGGAUUUCUCCUGGGCUUGUCUGGAAUCCAGACAUGCUUGCUUGGGGGAGAGGUGGUGCUCGGAGUCACACUCGACAUGGAAAUUCAAGCAGUGGCAGCAGCAAGAGUUCACGUGCUCGCUUGAACAGAUUGGUAGAGUAUCUUAGGAGCUUGGAGGAAAACGAUGAUGAGUUGGAUGUUCAUCUCAAGCUUAUUUCAGUGGAUGAACACAGUACAUCAAGUUUGCAGCAACCUUACCUUUGUUGUCGGCCCAGUCUGUCAGUUAAGCAGCUAUGUGAAUACAUCGCUCUCCAGACACCAUUACGGGCUGAAGAAGUAGAAAUAUUAAUGGUAAAAGGACAAUACCAUACUGAUGAAAAAUGCACCAACCCCUCGGAGGAUACACUGCAAAUCUUGGAAGGUCAAGAAACUUUGGCGGGGCUUAAGGGGAAGUGCAGUUCUGGAAUAAAUCAUUUGAUUCUGGCAUAUAGGCAGAGGCAAAGUUGCUAGCAAAAUUGCAGCAAUGUUGAAAGUGCGGGUUCUACAAGACACACAGGUUGUUGGCAGUUGACUCUGGUAAUUUACAUUUGAGUUUGUAUGUAAAUACACGGAUUCUGGAGGGGUCUGGUCGUUUGAUGAAACCAUUGUUUGAGUUGCGUUCUAGGUGAUGUAAAAUUUAGGACAUUGAGUCGAGGUUUUCGAGGUUGCUAUAACUCAACACUUUGGCAUUAGAUGGUAAAUUAGAAAAAAAUGGAAAGAUGUAUAACAUAUAUAUCAUCUUUUUUUUUAUUGGUGUGUUUGUUUGGUAAUAAUCUAAGAAAUUUUUUCUUUUUAUAACAAA
Gossypium raimondii (Peruvian cotton) is the source of this 1926-nucleotide messenger RNA. Its product is annotated as putative E3 ubiquitin-protein ligase RING1a. The transcript has 10 exons. Bases 135 to 1595 code for a protein of 486 amino acids. The record is from RefSeq and is a predicted model, not a curated record. NCBI's taxonomy places the organism in Eukaryota, Viridiplantae, Streptophyta, Magnoliopsida, Malvales, Malvaceae.